This is a messenger RNA of Dermacentor albipictus, 1937 nucleotides long. NCBI's taxonomy places the organism in Eukaryota, Metazoa, Arthropoda, Arachnida, Ixodida, Ixodidae. The record is from RefSeq and is a predicted model, not a curated record.
AUGGACGUUGACGACACAGGCGGUGUCCCAGCUACUCAGCAGGAACGUCGACACGUGGGUGCAGAGGAUUCUACUUCGUCGUCAUUGUUCUGGAUAACCAUCAUCCUGUUCUGCGGGGCAUUCUUGUUCUGCUGUGGCAUAAUUGUCAUCACCAUAGUGACAACAGGUGGGAAUGGGGACAGGGAUGUGGUCGAUAAAGGCCCGGACCUAGGAAGCGGUGGCGGUGGUGGUGGCGCUGGCAGUCAGGGACCGGGACCUGUCGGGCCAACUAACCCCCCCGUUAUAUCCAGCGGAACAGAUACAACCAACAGUGGCCAGCCUACCAGUGCGGGCCCGCCUGCAUCUCCGAGGUCACAAGCGACUCCUACGAGGACAACUACCGCACCACCUGCGAGCACAAGCGGUGGGAGUGGCGACAGCGAUGUGGUCGAUGACGCCCCGGACCAAGGAAGCGGUGGCGGUGGCGGUCAAGGACCGGGACCUGUCGGGCCAACUAACCCCCCCGUUAUAUCCAGCGGAACAGAUACAACCAGCAGUGGCCAGCCUACCAGUGCGGGCUCGGCUGCAUCUGCGAGGUCGCAAGCGACCCCUACGAUAACGACUACGGCACCACCUGCGAACACAAGUGCGCCUAAACCUGAAGUGGCAACACCCAUGGCACCAUAUAGCUACGUAUGCACCAUCAGCGAAGCGUGGCGAGGAAACACGACGUACCUACCUCCAGACAACGCGUGCGACUACUUGUUCUACGACUCGCUCUACAAGGACAACAAGAACGCCCUCAUAGAUGGCGUCCACAUGUGGGACGCCGGAGCCCAGCAGUUCAUCCGGCUGGCUUCCGUGUACAAGCACACAAAGUUGGGCUUUUCGUUCGCGUCCAAGCUUCGCCUUCUGAGCAGAGACAUAAAGGACCCAAAAUUUUUCACCACCAUCGACGAUAUUUGGAGAUACAAUAUAUCCCACUUCGGCUUCCUGGAUGUCAACAGGUGGUACCCAACUGAUCGAAUUGUCUAUGAGUUUCUCAAUCUGCUCAAGGCGGUGUAUCUUCAUCUGAAACCGAAGACUUCACCCCAAAGGCCAUCUUACUACGUAUUAGGAUUAUAUCUGGAUCCUCAGAUAGCCGACUACCGCGCUGUGAAAUGGAUGAAGACAUUCUUCACACCUUCCAUGUUCAUCUCCAUCGCGCACCUUCCGUACUCGGUCAGCUAUGCCCGUAACUGCCGUAUAAUUCCUGUUGCUAUGGCUGAGCCUUUACCAGUCGACGUGCACUGGAACACUGACGGACACACCGUGAACGACAGUUUGGAUUUGCUUCGGGAAGUGGCCAAGCUUGGCCUCUCUAUUCCCCUUGCGAUGUCGUUUGGCAUGAGAGGACUGGUCUACGCCCCCAAGUUUCUCAACGAAGCCGCACCGACAAUCGAAGAGUUCCAGCUACUUAAACCUUGCAAAGAUUUUGAGGCGGCCAAGUACGAAGACCCCAAAAAGGUCUGUGCUGAGGGUGGCUGGAUUGCGUCGUCGCCUGUGCCUGGCCAUGCCUACAACGUAAACCAAAGAAAGGCAUUCACCUACCUAACCGAGCUCAGGAUAGCCACACUGGCAUGUGAGGUCAAGAAGUUCCGCAUCAAUCUAGACUUCGCACUUGCAGCAUACGACGUGGACUACGACGCAGAACUAUCGUGCGCCCCGUUCGGUUUCUUAUCACUAGGCCAACGCUUUGGUCGGGUCAUUUUUAUGCGCAAGGUAACGAAUUUCUUUCGGACGAACUACACAACCCGGAAAGGGAACAUUGGAUGCAAACUACAGGCAUUCCCGGAUGAAGACGUUGGUUAAUCUGGAGCGUUGGCUGCCAUGCUGCUUUUAUAAAGACAUCGGAAUAUCUUGGUUUGUGAUGCGAGUUUCUUCGAGAAAUAAAACCGUCGUUUCGUCUUUCAAUUGUA